Balearica regulorum gibbericeps (East African grey crowned-crane) is the source of this 1172-nucleotide messenger RNA. Lineage: Eukaryota; Metazoa; Chordata; Aves; Gruiformes; Gruidae. The record is from RefSeq and is a predicted model, not a curated record.
UCGUCAACAAGAAAUUGAAGAGAAACUCAUAGAGGAAGAAACUGCUCGAAGAGUGGAAGAGCUUGUGGCUAAACGUGUAGAAGAAGAGUUGGAGAAAAGGAAGGAUGAGAUUGAGCGAGAGGUUCUCCGCAGGGUGGAGGAGGCUAAGCGCAUCAUGGAAAAACAGUUGCUCGAAGAACUCGAGCGACAGCGACAAGCUGAACUUGCAGCACAAAAAGCCAGAGAGGAAGAAGAGCGUGCAAAGCGUGAGGAACUAGAGCGAAUACUAGAAGAGAAUAAUCGAAAAAUUGCAGAAGCACAAGCUAAACUGGCUGAAGAACAAUUGAAAAUUGUUGAAGAACAAAGAAAGAUUCAUGAGGAGAGGAUGAAACUAGAACAAGAGAGACAACGUCAGCAAAAGGAAGAGCAAAAAAUUAUCCUGGGCAAAGGAAAGUCUAGGCCAAAACUGUCCUUCUCACUAAAAAGCCAGGAUUAAAUUGCAACUCUGAACUCUUAAAAGAAAAAAAGAAACAAAAAACCAACAAAAAAGGAAAACAAACAAAAAAAAAACUUUGUAUGGUAGCUUCAUGUUGAAGUGGUUUUUUUUUUCCUCUCAAUUUUUUUUUUGUCUUUUUUGAAAGUCUGGAAAGUUAGCUUGUUCUAAUAGGGGCUGUGCUCUGCAAUUCUUAAUUUUUUUUUUUAAACUUCCAUUAAGUUAAACCCUUAUCAGAUCAUUAUUGCCUUUUAGAGGGUAAUCUGUUCUCAUCAAUUUUGUUUCUGUAUUAGUGGUCUGAAGGAGAUCAGGUCACUUUAUGAAUUGUGGAUGAUCUGAUAAGGUUUUACUGACCUACUCAUCAGAGUUUGACUCUGAUAAUUGACAGAACUUUUUACUGGGUAUUACUGACUUCUAAUUUUUUUUUUUUAAGUCAGUAAAUACAUGAGUAAAUUGCCAUAGUAUUACUGGACCUCUGUGGUUUAUUGUUAAAUCAGUGUCCUAUGAUACUGUCCCAUUGUUGCGCUUGAUGUUCCUGAUACAGGUAAGGAAAUAGUUUGUCAUUUCUGCUAUGAAUACCUAUAGAGAGUUCAGUAUUGUCUCUGUUAGAUUUGUUUUUAUUACAUUGACAGCAUUCAACCAGCGUUCCCCAUUGUGUAAAUAAACCAAUUUGCUGAAUAAAGUGAAAGUCUUAAAUUCA